This is a messenger RNA of Heteronotia binoei (common prickly gecko), 2062 nucleotides long. RefSeq names its product zinc finger protein 454-like. Lineage: Eukaryota; Metazoa; Chordata; Lepidosauria; Squamata; Gekkonidae. The transcript has 4 exons. The record is from RefSeq and is a predicted model, not a curated record. Bases 101 to 1888 code for a protein of 595 amino acids. Gene Ontology annotation, biological process: regulation of DNA-templated transcription.
AGCUGCAGAAUUGACCCCUCCCCCCAGCCACCCCCAUUCUCGUGGCUGGCCAAAGAUCCAAGUCUUCGUCUGUCUGUUCAGAAGAACAUUGGCUGGAGGCAUGGCUGGAGCCCCCGGUUCUGCCCGUUGGGAUCCUGUGACCUUUGAAGAAGUUGCCAUCUACUUUUCCCCAGAAGAGUGGGAGGAGCUGUCCGACUGGCAAAAACAGCUCUACAGGGAUGUCAUGUGGGACAACUAUGAGACUCUUCUUUCAUUAGGCCUUGCUGCCCCCAAGCCCAACAUCAUCCUGUGGAUUGAGCAAGGGGAGGAGCCAUGCACAGGGGGUCUCCAGGAGCCGAAGGCAUGCAAGAUUCCAAGCCAGGACUUUCCCUCAGGCAACCAGUUACUGGUAAAGGAGGAGCCCUGUUUCCCAGAAAAUCUCAAGCAAGUGUCAUGGCAUCAAGGACAUCCAGAGGCAUCUGUGGGGACUUUGAACCAUGGAAGAGUCUAUGAAUUGCCUACCUGGUCAAGAGCCCCUCUUAGUCACUCUGCCAUGACUGGGCUGGCUGCCCCACCCCCCUGGCAUACUGAACUCCCCUGGCCAAAUGGCACCGCGACAGGCAAGCAGCCAGCACCCUUGAAGCUCCAUGCAGGGCAUUCUGGUGCAGCUGUGGGUGCCUUCUGGCCUGUGCAUCUUGCUGUUCCUCAGCCCAGUGCCCAGGAGGAGAUGCUGCUAAUCUGCACCCAGUGCCAGAAAUGCUUCCCUGCCCAUUCUGCUCACAGCAUCCCCGCAGUGCCACCCACAGGAGAAGUGACACAAGUUUGUCCGGAGUGCGAGAGUGGCAAUAGGAAGAGCUCUUCUGCCACUGCAGAUCAGCAAAGCCAUGUGGGGAAGCAGCCCUGCGCAUGCAUGCACUGUUCAGCACUUAAUGUCCGCCAGAGAGUUUCCAAAGAGGAGAGGCCCUACAAGUGUGGGAAGUGCGACAAGAGCUUCCGGUACGUGCACGAGUACACGUGGCACCAGAAAGCACACGCUGGAGAGAAGAACUACAAGUGCAAUGAGUGCAAAAAGGUCUUCCGGCACAAGCAGGAGCUCAUGUGGCACCAGCGGACCCACACGGCAGAGUGGCCCCACAAAUGUGGCACCUGCGAGAAGAACUUCCGUUUCAAGCAGGAGCUGACGUGGCAUCUGAAAACCCACUCGGUGGAACGGCCUUACAAAUGUGCUGAGUGCGAGAAGAGCUUCCGGUUCAAGCAGGAGUUCAUGUGGCACCAGAGAGCCCAUGUUGGGGACCGGCCUUACAAGUGCACCGAAUGCGAGAAAAGCUUCCGGUUCAAACAGGAAUUCACCUGGCACCAGAGAAGCCAUGCCGGAGAGAAAGUCUACAAGUGCCCAGGCUGCGAUAAGAGCUUUCGGUACAAGCAAGAAUUUAUCUGGCACCAGAGAAUCCACACCGGGGAGCAGCCCUAUCCUUGCGCUUCGUGUGACUCCACCUUCACUUGCAGGCAGGAGUACAUGCGCCACCAGCGGCUGCACGAUGGGGAGAAGCCCUACCAGUGUCCCCACUGUGAGAAGACCUUCCGCCGAGGCUCCACCCUCAUCAGGCAUCGGCGAAUCCACAUGGGCGAGGGGCCAUUCAAGUGUGCUCACUGUGACAAAACCUUUGGCCAGAGUGCCAACCUGAUCAAGCAUCAGAGAAUCCAUACCCUGAAAAGUGAGCCUGGAGAGAACACAGCAGGAUGGGCCGCUUGCUUGCAAAGCUCAGGCCUGCCUGUCCCGCAAGAGGUGGUGAGUGUGGUCAGCCUGAAAACAGUCUCCGUGGGGGCACUUCUCUUGCUAAAUCUGCAGGAGCCCAAGCCGGAGAAAGACCCAGCCAGGGAGUCCAAUAUUUGGGAACCUCAAAUGUGAGAUAGUUUAUAUGUUGCCCCCUCCACCACCAUCAGGAAGGGUUGUAGUAAAUUUGGGCCCAUUGGUAGAUUACUGGAGCUUUUCAGGUGGAUCACCAGAUUACAGGCAUUAUGUAUACCAUAUGGGACUGUAUACUAAAGUGUUGGGAUGGGUAAUGGGGCCACAAGCAGCCGU